Messenger RNA from Volvox carteri f. nagariensis, 1242 nucleotides. RefSeq lists its product as uncharacterized. The record is from RefSeq and is a predicted model, not a curated record. Gene Ontology annotation, molecular function: nucleic acid binding; zinc ion binding. The transcript has 4 exons. Bases 1 to 1242 code for a protein of 413 amino acids. NCBI's taxonomy places the organism in Eukaryota, Viridiplantae, Chlorophyta, Chlorophyceae, Chlamydomonadales, Volvocaceae.
AUGCCGCCCUUUGACCAUUUGCGCACGACCGCCGACUGCGACCGAGAGCUGGUCUCCUUCCCACCGCUUUCAUCGGAUGAACUGGACUUGUUGCAACGGGUAGAAGAUCAGCUCCUGGCCAUCGACGAGGCGUUGGCGACAGACCUCAGCCAACAGGAGCAGCAUCUGCCCGCGCGGGCCUCGAAAUCAGCCAAAGAGGCCCACACAGCCAAGAUCGAGUCCAUUAGGCGCAAGUAUGAGGCUCAGUGUUCGAGGCUCCUUCGAGCCAACCCGACCGUCCCGGACCUGAAGACUUGUGAUGCCGCUCGGCUCGCGAUCCAGGAGUGUAAACUUCAGCUCGUCUCCGGCGUGCCGCUUCAAGGCUGGCACCCCCUCCCAAAUGUGGGCGAGGAGGACACAGCAGACCGGGAGGACGUCCUGGACACCGUGCCGGAGUGGGGAUCGAUGUUCAAGGCGGCAGGACGACAGCGCCUGGCGUCCGACCAGUCAGCUUUCAACAGUCAUGCAAACCGCGUCAUCAACCACAACAUUGCGGCCGCUAGGCGGCUGCAAUGGAGUUCGACGGGACGCAGGACCCCGAAGCACGGGCGCAGCUGGCCGUGCAGGGAGGUCAUCCGCCUGGCAAAGGAUGGGGACCCGCACAAGACCUCCCUCGUCGCCUGCCUCGCUUCUCUCUCCUCCGAGCAGCGAGCGUACCUGGGCGCGGCGCUUACAGGACAGACUCAGUCGGCCAACCGGUCUGGCUCCAAGCGGCCCUUCGCCGCCAUGUUGGCCCCCGGGGGGGGCUCCCAAGAGGGCCCCGAGGACAUCACGUGCCUAAUCUGCAACCAGCGGGGCCACUGCUUUCGAAACUGCCCACAACUCCAGGCCAUGCCCAGGGACCAGCAGCAGGCAGCCAUCAACAGGGCUCGGGCGCGCUUGCGGGCGGGCGCCCGUGCGGGCCCCGCGCCUCCGCAGCAACUUGAGAUGGUCUCCGACGCAGUGGCUGCAGAGGCCACUGCAGCAGUGGUAGCACAGGCGUCAGCCUUAGUGGUGGCGGCCAUGAUCCCCGAACCGCUCCAUCUGGCCCCGGGGCGCCCUUGGUUCGGACAGGCGGGCAGCAAGCUCGUCACCGAGGCAUGGCUGCGGUAUGGAGUGGAUACACCAGCGUCCCGCAACAUCUGGACAUCUGGACAUCUGGAUUUGGCGGUCUUUCUUUCCCACCCGCCCACCCUUUCGAACUUUGGUUUCCUGGCUUGGUGA